Messenger RNA from Callorhinus ursinus (northern fur seal), 4028 nucleotides. The record is from RefSeq and is a predicted model, not a curated record. Lineage: Eukaryota; Metazoa; Chordata; Mammalia; Carnivora; Otariidae.
GGCGGUGCCGAGGAGAGAGGGAGACAGAGAGAGAGAAAGAAGAAGAAGCCGCUGCUGGCGCCUGCGAAUUUGGGAUUCAAUCGGGAGGGACCGCUUACUCGGGGGAAAUGGAUUCUGUACCGAGGCUGACCAGCGUUUUUACUUUGCUGUUCUCCGGCUUGUGGCAUUUAGGAUUAACAGCGACAAAUUACAACUGUGAUGACCCGUUAGCAUCCCUGCUCUCUCCAAUGGCUUUUUCCAGUUCCUCAGACCUCACAGGUACUCAUAGCCCAGCUCAACUCAACCGAAGAGUUGGAACUGGUGGUUGGUCUCCAGCAGAUUCCAAUGCUCAACAGUGGCUCCAGAUGGACCUGGGAAACAGGGUAGAGAUUACAGCAGUAGCCACGCAGGGAAGAUACGGAAGCUCUGACUGGGUGACGAGUUACAGCCUGAUGUUCAGUGACACAGGACGCAACUGGAAACAGUAUAAGCAAGAAGACAGCAUCUGGACCUUUGCAGGAAACAUGAAUGCUGACAGCGUGAUGCACCACAAGUUACUGCACUCAGUGAGAGCUCGCUUCGUUCGCUUUGUGCCCCUAGAAUGGAAUCCAAGUGGAAAGAUUGGCAUGAGGGUGGAGGUCUAUGGAUGCUCCUAUAAAUCAGAUGUUGCUGACUUUGAUGGCCGAAGCUCCCUUCUGUAUAGGUUCAAUCAGAAGCUGAUGAGCACUCUCAAAGAUGUGAUCUCUCUGAAGUUCAAGAGCAUGCAAGGAGAUGGGGUUCUGUUCCAUGGAGAAGGUCAACGUGGAGACCACAUCACCCUGGAGCUCCAGAAGGGGAGGCUUGCCCUGCACCUCAACUUGGAUGACAGCAAACCUCGGCUCAGCAGCAGCCCACCCUCGGCCACCCUGGGCAGUCUGCUGGAUGACCAGCAUUGGCACUCGGUCCUCAUUGAGCGGGUCGGCAAGCAGGUGAACUUCUCUGUGGACAAGCACACACAGCACUUCCGCACCAAGGGCGAGGCGGAUGCCUUAGACAUCGACUAUGAGCUUAGUUUUGGAGGAAUUCCAGUACCAGGCAAACCUGGGACCUUUUUAAAGAAAAACUUCCAUGGAUGUAUUGAAAACCUUUAUUACAAUGGAGUAAACAUAAUUGACCUGGCUAAAAGACGAAAGCAUCAGAUCUACACUGGCAAUGUCACUUUUUCCUGCUCCGAACCACAAAUUGUUCCCAUCACAUUUGUCAACUCCAGCAGCAGUUAUUUGCUGCUGCCCGGCACCCCCCAAAUUGAUGGGCUUUCAGUGAGUUUCCAGUUUCGAACAUGGAACAAGGAUGGUCUGCUUCUGUCCACAGAGCUGUCUGAGGGCUCGGGAACCCUGUUGCUGAGCCUGGAGGGUGGAACCGUGAGACUUGUGAUUCAGAAAAUGACCGAACGCACAGCUGAAAUCCUCACAGGCAGCAGUUUGAAUGAUGGCUUGUGGCAUUCAGUUAGCAUCAAUGCCAGAAGGGACCGCAUCACUCUCUCUCUGGAUAAUGAUGCAGCAUCCCCGGCCCAGGACACCACCCGCGUGCAGAUUUAUUCUGGAAAUAGUUACUACUUUGGAGGGUGCCCUGACAAUCUCACCGAUUCCCAAUGUUUAAAUCCCAUUAAGGCUUUCCAAGGCUGCAUGAGGCUCAUCUUUAUUGAUAACCAGCCCAAGGACCUCAUUUCAGUUCAGCAAGGUUCCCUGGGGAAUUUUAGUGAUUUACACAUUGAUCUGUGUAGCAUCAAAGACAGGUGUUUGCCAAACUACUGUGAACAUGGAGGAAGCUGUUCCCAGUCCUGGACUACCUUCUACUGUAACUGCAGUAACACGGGCUACACUGGUGCCACCUGCCAUAACCCCCUCUACGAGCAAUCCUGCGAGGUGUACAGGCACCAAGGGAACACAGCUGGUUUCUUCUACAUUGACUCUGAUGGCAGUGGGCCACUGGGACCCCUCCAAGUAUAUUGCAACAUCAUAGAGGACAAGAUUUGGACAUCAGUUCAGCACAAUAACACAGAGCUGACCCGUGUGCAGGGUGCGGACCCCAAAAAGCCCUAUACCAUGGCCUUGGAUUAUGGUGGCAGCAUGGAGCAACUGGAAGCCAUGAUUGAUGGCUCAGAGCACUGUGAGCAGGAGGUAGCCUACCAUUGCAGAAGGUCCCGCCUGCUCAACACGCCAGAUGGAACACCAUAUACCUGGUGGAUUGGGCGGUCCAAUGAAAGGCACCCUUACUGGGGAGGUGCCCCACCUGGGGUUCAGCAGUGUGAAUGUGGCCUGGAUGAGAGUUGUCUGGACAUUCAACACUUCUGCAAUUGUGAUGCUGACAAGGAUGAAUGGACAAAUGAUACUGGCUUUCUUUCCUUCAAAGACCACUUGCCUGUCACUCAGAUAGUUAUCACUGAUACCAACAGAUCAAACUCAGAAGCUGCUUGGAGAAUUGGUCCCUUGCGUUGCUAUGGAGACCGGUACUUCUGGAAUGCGGUGUCAUUUUAUACAGAAGCCUCUUACCUCCACUUUCCUACUUUCCAUGCGGAGUUCAGUGCUGAUAUUUCCUUCUUUUUUAAAACCACGGCUCUAUCGGGAGUUUUCCUAGAAAACCUUGGCAUGAAAGACUUCAUCCGACUUGAAAUUAGCUCUCCAUCUGAGAUCACUUUUGCCAUUGAUGUUGGGAAUGGCCCCGUAGAGCUCAUAGUUCACUCUCCUUCUCUUCUGAAUGACAACCAAUGGCAUUACGUCCGGGCUGAGAGGAACCUCAAGGAGACUUCACUCCAGGUGGACAGCCUCCCAAGGAUGACCAGGGAGACUUCGGAGGAAGGCCAUUUCCGAUUGCAGCUGAACAGCCAGUUGUUUGUAGGGGGAACAUCAUCAAGACAAAAAGGCUUUCUAGGAUGCAUACGCUCCUUACACUUGAAUGGGCAGAAAUUGGACCUGGAAGAGAGGGCAAAGGUCACAUCUGGAGUCCGGCCUGGAUGCCCAGGUCAUUGCAGCACUUAUGGUAGCAUCUGCCACAAUGGGGGCAAGUGUGUGGAGAAGUACAGUGGGUACUUCUGUGAUUGCACCAAUUCACCAUAUGAAGGACCCUUUUGCAAAAAAGAGGUUUCUGCUGUUUUUGAGGCUGGCACUUCAGUUACUUAUAUGUUUCAAGAACCCUACCCAGUGACCAAAAAUAUAAGCCUCUCAUCCUCAGCAAUUUACGCAGAUGCAGCUCCAUCCAAGGAAAAUAUUGCAUUUAGCUUUGUGACAGCCCAGGCGCCCAGCCUCUUGCUCUACAUCAAUUCUUCUUCUCAGGAUUACCUGGCUGUCCUGCUCUGCAAGAAUGGAAGCUUACAGGUUCGCUAUCAGCUAAGCAAGGAAGAAACCCAGGUUUUCAAUAUUGAUGCAGAGAACUUUGCCAACAGAAGGAUGCACCAUUUGAACAUUAACCGCGAGGGAAGAGAGCUUACCAUUCAGGUAGAUCAGCAACUGCGACUCAGUUACAACUUCUCCCCAGAAGUCGAAUUCAGGGCCAUACGGUCACUCACCUUGGGCAAAGUCAAAGAGCAUCUUGGAUUGGAUUCUGAAGUUGCCAAAGCCAACACUCUGGGUUUUGUUGGAUGUCUGUCUUCAGUCCAGUAUAACCAGGUUGCACCCCUGAAGGCGGCCCUACGUCAUGCCACCAUUGCACCUGUGACUGUCCAUGGGACCCUGACAGAAUCAAGCUGUAGUUCCAUAAUGGAUGUGGAUGUGAAUGCAGUGACCACGGUGCACUCUUCAUCAGAUCCCUUUGGGAAGACGGAUGAGCGAGAACCACUCACUAAUGCCGUUCGAAGUGACUCGGCCGUCAUUGGAGGAGUAAUAGCGGUGGUGAUAUUCAUCAUCUUCUCUAUCAUCGGCAUCAUGACCCGGUUCCUUUACCAGCAUAAGCAGUCACACCGCACUAACCAGAUGAAGGAGAAGGAAUACCCAGAAAAUUUGGACAGUUCCUUUAGAAAUGACAUUGACUUGCAAAACACAGUGAGCGAGUGUAAACGGGAAUAUUUCAUCUGA